Oncorhynchus keta (chum salmon) is the source of this 571-nucleotide messenger RNA. RefSeq names its product probable JmjC domain-containing histone demethylation protein 2C. Gene Ontology annotation, molecular function: histone H3K9 demethylase activity; chromatin DNA binding; transcription coregulator activity. Gene Ontology annotation, biological process: regulation of transcription by RNA polymerase II. The transcript is spliced from 5 exons. Bases 78 to 362 code for a protein of 94 amino acids. Gene Ontology annotation, cellular component: histone deacetylase complex; chromatin. The record is from RefSeq and is a predicted model, not a curated record. Lineage: Eukaryota; Metazoa; Chordata; Actinopteri; Salmoniformes; Salmonidae.
UCACCAAGAGACCCAAGUCUAAAGACGGAGACACCGUGGUGUACAGGCUGAAGGACUGGCCAUCAGGAGAGGAGUUCAUGGCCCUGAUGCCUUCCAGGUAUGAUGACCUGAUGAGGAAUCUGCCCCUGCCUGAGUAUUGUGACCCUGAAGGGAACCUCAACCUGGCCUCUCAUCUACCCAGCUUCUUCGUACGCCCAGACCUCGGACCACGCCUCUGCUGUGCUUAUGGAGUGGCAGCGUCUCAGGAGCAGGACUUUGGGACAGCUAACCUUCACAGGGAGGUCUCUGACAUCGUCUCUGUCCUGGUGUACGUAGGAGUGGCCAAGGGGAACAGGGAGUCCUGUCCAAGACGGGAGUGUUGAAGAGACUGGAGGAGGAAGACUUGGACGACAGCGUGAAGAAGAGAUUAAAGGAUUCCAGCGAGACGCCUGGAGCCUUGUGGCACAUCUACAUUAGCAAAGAUGUAGAGAAAAUUAAAGACUUUCUGCACAAGGUUAUUCUCACUUUAAUAUGUUCUCUGUCUGUCUGGCCCUCUGGCUGGCUCUCUGUCUGGCUCUCUGUCUGUCUGGCC